This is a messenger RNA of Cynoglossus semilaevis (tongue sole), 2813 nucleotides long. RefSeq names its product matrix metallopeptidase 15a (gene mmp15a). The transcript has 11 exons. Gene Ontology annotation, molecular function: zinc ion binding; metalloendopeptidase activity. Gene Ontology annotation, cellular component: extracellular matrix. The coding region runs from base 553 to 2706 and encodes 717 amino acids. Gene Ontology annotation, biological process: collagen catabolic process; extracellular matrix organization; proteolysis. NCBI's taxonomy places the organism in Eukaryota, Metazoa, Chordata, Actinopteri, Pleuronectiformes, Cynoglossidae. The record is from RefSeq and is a predicted model, not a curated record.
GACUCCUGUCCUUCCCAGAGCAAAUCAAUGAAAAUAACGCUUUAUUAUCUGCCAUUCAGCUUUUAAUGGAACUCUCAGAGCCAGUGCGGACCGAAGAGAACCGCCGCUGCAACCAAAAGAAUCCCCGGAACCUUCAUCCAGCUCUGAUGCCGCUGCUUUUCCGCCAAGUUUAGGAACUUCGUUUCCACUUUUCAUUGUGUUUGGACGGAUCAGAAGGUGCCAGGGACUCUGAUCAGACCUUGCACUUCUGCAAGGACAAAGGAUUUUCAUUUGACCGCAAGCAACAGCUGUGGCUUUUAGCAAUGGAACUACGAGCCGUGUGAGGGCGUCGUGUGCGUCACCAUGAAGCCGCUGCUGCCGCUGCUCUCCCGGGUUAAAUCACACUCUCUGCUCCCAGGAAAGGAUUAGUGGCAUUUUGAUCUAGAGCUACAGGAGGUAAAGAAAAACCAAACAACAACAACAAACAACAACCCGAUAACUUACAGCACUUGUUCGGUGCUGCAUUAUUUUCCACUUGGUUAAACAAGCAACAAGCUGAAGGUCUUGAGGACCAUGGCAGUUCGCCAACAGUGGACACAGAUGUCCAUCAUCAUCAUCAUCUUCAUCACAGUGUCGUCCCUGUGCUCCGUGGUCCUGAGCAGCUCGGUGACAGAGGAGGAAGAAGGCUUCAACGCUGAGGCGUGGCUCCGUAGGUUCGGCUACCUGUCCCAGGCCAGCAGACAGAUGUCCACCAUGCAGUCGUCUCAGAUCCUGUCCAAAGCCAUCGGCGACAUGCAGCGUUUCUACGGUCUGGAGGUGACCGGCGAGAUGGACGCCGCCACUGUGACGGCCAUGCGUCGACCUCGCUGCGGCCUCCCUGACAGAAAACCUGAGGAGAUGGCGGACGCUGCACGGAAGAAACGUUACACGCUGACUGGGCAGCAGUGGAACAAAGACCACAUCACCUUCAGUAUAAUGAACCAGCUCAUCCCGUCCUCGCUGGGCGAGGAGCGGACGUUUGGAGCCAUCCGACGGGCCUUCGACGCGUGGAGACGAGUGACUCCUCUCACGUUUGAGGAGCUUCCUGCCGAGGGCGACAUCAGGACCAAUGGCAGCCAAUCACAGCUGGCUGACAUCCUGCUGCUCUUUGCCUCUGGUUUUCACGGAGAUAUGUCUCUGUUCGAUGGAGAAGGCGGGUCAUUGGCCCACGCCUAUUAUCCUGGACCCGGGAUUGGUGGGGACACUCACUUUGAUGCUGAGGAACCCUGGACACUGGACAAUGAAAACCCUGCAGGUAUAGACCUGUUCCUGGUGGCCGUCCAUGAACUGGGUCAUGCCCUCGGCCUGGAGCAUUCGGACAAUCCCAGCGCCAUCAUGGCUCCUUUUUACCAGUGGAUUCACACCGACAACUUCACACUGCACGAAGAUGACAUCAGAGGAAUUCAGUACAUAUACGGUCCUCCUCUCGUCACCGCUGCUCCCCCCACUGCUCCUCACACCCCUGAACACAAACCCAACGAUGACCCCCCCACCUCUUUUCCACCUGGAGCUGAACCUACUCCAUCCUCCCACCCUAACCCUCCACCAGAGGCACCAAAACCCACCGGUGACACCUUGGACCCUCCAGACCGUCCAGAGCCGAGGCCAGGUCCCACCUCCACUCCACCUUCUCCCACGACCACCACCGCAGCCUCGGAGCCUGACCCUGUCACACCCCCCAUCAAAAAAGAUGUUCCCCCCGCUCCACCGCCUCGUCCUCCCCCUCGGCCCCCGGCUCCUCCUCGCCCUCCGAAGGUGCCGGACAACCAGGCGCCCGACAUCUGCGACGGAAACUUCGACACGGUGACCAUGCUGAGAGGAGAGAUGUUUGUUUUUAAGGGUCGAUGGUUCUGGCGUGUGCUCAGGAACCGUGUUCUGGACAGCUACCCCAUGCCCAUAUCUGUGUUCUGGAACGGUCUGCCCAAUGACAUCGACGCCGCCUACGAACGCCACGAUGGCAAAUUUGUCUUCUUUAAAGAGGAUCCAUACUGGUUGUUCAGGGAGGCUGACGUGCUGCCAGGAUACCCUCAGCCGCUGCACGAGUAUGGACGAGGAGUUCCAACACAAAGGAUCGACACUGCAAUCUGGUGGGAGCCCAAUGGACACACAUACUUCUUCUCAGGAGACAGAUACUGGAGAUACAACGAGGAGAGUCGAACCACAGACCGUGACUUCCCUAAGCCGCUCAACAGAUGGGGCAGGAUCCCUCACUCGCCCAGAGGAGCCUUCCUCAGUGAGGACGGAGCGUUCACAUAUUUCUACAAAGGCAGCAAUUACUGGAGGUUCGACAACCUGCGGUCAGAGGCAGACCAAGGCUACCCUCGCUCCAUCCUCAGGGACUUCAUGGGCUGCGUACAAGCUCCAGUCCCCGAGCCAGACGUUGACCCCGAGAAGAGGCCAGAGAACGAACCAGUACAGCCUACAGACCCAAGCAAAAAACCAGACGAGGGCCAGACCACUGAGUCCGACGUCACGGACGGCGACGAAGACGAAGACGAAGACGUGAAGGUGGCUGUGACGGUGGCGGAGAGUGAGUCCAAGGUCAUGACUCUGAUCAUGGUAACUGUCCCCCUGGUGCUGAUCCUCAUCAUCCUCGUCCUCAUCUACGCCAUCAUCAGGACUCUGCAGAACAAGGAGACGCCCAGGUCUUUGGUGCACUGCAAGCGGUCGAUGCAGGAGUGGGUGUGACGCCCCGACGUGGAGAGGAUUACACGAGGGUUGAUGAAUUUUCUGGUGAACUCCUUUUUCACCACUUUUGUACUCGCUCCACUCUGCUCCGCGGCGGAAAAACAAGC